Molecule: messenger RNA, 762 nt
Organism: Penicillium lagena
Lineage: Eukaryota; Fungi; Ascomycota; Eurotiomycetes; Eurotiales; Aspergillaceae
Product: ubiquinone-binding COQ10-like protein
Exons: 1
Coding region: 1-762 (253 amino acids)
Biological process (GO): ubiquinone biosynthetic process; cellular respiration
Cellular component (GO): mitochondrion
Molecular function (GO): ubiquinone binding
Source: RefSeq, a predicted model, not a curated record
AUGCGAACCCUCCGCUGCGUACGACUUGGUCGUGCGAGUGCACCUUUCCGCCUACGCCAAAAUGCGCUCCGACUACCCUCCCUCCGCCAAUGCCAGCAGACACGACCAAUAGCAAGCCAAACACCAUGGUUGCGACGACCUUGCCAGGCAACAAAUCAGACCAACCUCCGAUCCUUCCACCUUCCCUCCCUCUCCUCCUUCCUACCUUCAUCUUCGAAUGGCAACGGCAAUGGUGACAAUAACAACGGCCGCGUCCUAACCGCCACCCGAACGCUCCCCUACCCACCGGAGCUUCUCUUCAGCGUCAUCUCCGCGGUGGAAUCCUACUCGCAAUUCCUCCCUUUCCUCACAGCCUCCACGGUGACAAGCCGCGAUCCUGUGACAAACUUUCCAACACAGGCGUUUCUGACAGUGGGAUACGGCCCUCUCAGUGAGACCUUCACAUCACGCGUGGACUGCGAUGCGCAAAAGUGGGUGGUUGAGGCGCGCAGCGGGGCAAAAUACUCCGAUCAAAAAAGUGCAAGCUUCUUCCCCGGUGCUACGGAAGGUAUCUUCAAGUACCUGUCGACGCGUUGGGAAUUGGAACCAAGCCCGCAAACGGGGGGAGGAACGCCGCAGACGAAAGUCCGACUCGAGGUGCGAUUUGAAUUCCAGAAUCAGUUGCAUGCUACCAUCAUGAGUACAGUUGAGGGUCAGAUGGCUACUGUUAUGAUUGAGGCGUUUGAAAAGCGCAUUCGGGAGGUGGAGGGGAGAGGGCAAUGA